Molecule: messenger RNA, 13748 nt
Organism: Bactrocera dorsalis (oriental fruit fly)
Lineage: Eukaryota; Metazoa; Arthropoda; Insecta; Diptera; Tephritidae
Exons: 2
Coding region: 4137-5273 (378 amino acids)
Source: RefSeq, a predicted model, not a curated record
UCUUGAACGGCUUCUGGUUGCUCUUCACCCCAAAUGCGGCAAUUUUGCUUAUUUACGUAGCCAUUCAACCAGAAAUGAGCCUCAUCGCUGAACAAAACACGCGCGCGAAACACAUUUCGAACCGAACACUGAUUUUGGUAAUAAAAUUCAAUGAUUUGCAAGCGUUGCUCGUUAGUAAGUCUAUUCAUGAUGAAAUGUCAAAGCAUACUGAGCAUCUUUCUCUUUGACACCAUGUCUGAAAUCCCACGUGAUCUGUCAAAUACUAAUGCAUGAAAAUCCUAACCUCAAAAAAAUCACCCGUUAUGUUAAAGUGAAAGAUCUAUCAAUGGCUCGAAAUAACUAUUCUGUUCAUUUCAGAAAUUUUUUUUUACGAUUUUAAGAAAAGAGAAUCGGUUAUGACUUUUGUAAAAAAAAUUUGGGGUAAAUUUUAGAAUAGAUUUCGGGGUUAAAACGGAUAUGUACGGAUAGAGGAGGUCCUCUAAAUUAAGAAUAUAUAUUUUCUAUAUAUAGUUGCCGCUGAUUUAUGGUUUUUGAGAUAUUUGCAUUUAAAGUUCAAAAUUCAACUAUUUAAAAUGCGUGUUUUUCCCAUUUAUAAUGAAUUUUAUCGUUAUAUUUUUAACUUAUCCACUAACACUUCACUAAAACGUUUCUAACCAUUUAUUUUAUAUUAAAUAGUGCAAAAAUAACUUUUAUUCAACAUUUAACUUUUGUUCACUUAUUUUUGUUCGUACAAUAACAAAAGGGUUGCAUUCUAUCUAAAAAUCAGUGCUACCUUACGUUCAUAUUUUACAGAAGAAACUAAAAAAUAAAGAAAACAAAUAAUACUCCAAUGACAGGAAAUAUAUAACACAUUAGUUUUUGGCAUAGAAUUUCUUUCUGCAUUGGCGGCCUUCGGCCGCGCUUCAAAAAAAUAACCCUUGGUCGGGCCAACACCUUUGCGUGCUCAGUUCUUUUGCGUUGAACUCUUCUUUGCCCGAUCCAACACCUGGAUUUAUCAAGAUAUUGAGAAUUCUGAAAGAUUUUACAUUACUCAUCACACGAUAAUGAAUUUAGUUAUGACGUCAUAACCUUUCUUUUUUCUUAUUUUUACUCCAUUACAAAAUAUGGUAACACUAAUUUUUGGCUUGUUUACAACCACUUUCUUAUUUUAUGAAUAAAUGGAUUUUAACUAAAGUUUUAAUUAAAGUUACUUUUGCACUAUUUAAUAUAUUGAAUAGAAACGAAUUAGUGUAGUGUUAGUGGAUAUAAUUCAUAUUCAUAUUUCAUAGAAGAAGCAAAAGAAAUAAAGAAAACAAAUAAUCCCAAUGACAGGAAAUAUAUAACACAUUCGUUUACCGCAUAGAAUUCCUUUCUGCAUUGGCAGCCAACGCAAAAAGGAGUUCAACGCAAAAGAACUGAGCACGCCCAGGUGUUGGUCGGACCAAGGGUUAUUUUUUUGAAGCGCGGCCGAAGACCUAUCCAUGUUUCCGGAUAGGGAUCACAUCGCCUUACUGGCACCCAGCAGGAUAUUGGACUUUAUCAGUAGGCUGGGGCUAAGUGAGUCCCUGUGAGUUAGGAGAGGGCACAAUAGACCUAAGGUCGCGGUGCAUUUAUCUAUGUCUAGUGGAUAUAAAAGUAUAAAAUAUAAGUGUAAAAUCCAUUAUAAAUCGGAGAAACACGCAUUUUACUUAGUUGAUUUUUUGAACUUUAAAUGCAAAUAUCUCAAAAACCAUAAGUCAGCGGCAAUUAUAUGUAUAUAUAUUCUUGAUCUGGAGUACUUUCUCUAUCCGUACGUACCCAUUUUAACCCCGAAAUCCGGGGAUGCUAUUCUAAAUCGCAAACGAUGGACGAUUACCAAAUGGCAAACUGCACUUUUUUCUGGCGAGUCGAAGUUUAAUAUCAAAGAUUCAGAUGGGUUGAAGAGCUCUAGCUGCCGCGAGAAACGCGAGUGACCUUUGCGCAACUUCGUUCUGGAUACUGUAGCAGGUUAAACCCCUACUUAUCCAGACUACCCAAUGUAUGUCCUGCAUGCAACGAGUCUCCGCAUGACACUGGCCACCUCUUUGCAUGCCCCACAAACCCCACAUCUAACACCCUCUUCCCUCUGGUCCGACACCGUCGAAACAGCACGUUUCCUGGGCCUACCUUUAGAUGACGUCGACGACAACACAAAUGAUCCUUACCACCCAAACGGGGAUUAGCGUACCCGUUAAAACAACAACAUGGUAGAGACAAUGUACUAGUGUGGGGUUGUCUUUGGAAUGGAAUAGGGCCAAUUCAUCAUAUAAACAGUACAAUGGACAAAUAUAAGCAUAAACAUAUUUUUUAGAAUAUUAUGCUGCCGCAUUUUGCGGAAGAAAUGGCUUUAAAAUUUAGUUAUCAACAAGACAACGACUAGAAACAUUCUGCUAUUUGUGCCCCACAAACCCCACAUCUAACACCCUCCUCCCUCUGGUCCGACACCGUCGAAACAGCACGUUUCCUGGGCCUACCUUUAGAUGACGUCGACGACAACACAAAUGAUCCUUACCACCCAAACGGGGAUUAGUGUACCCGUUAAAACAACAACAUGGUAGAGACAAUGUACUAGUGUGGGGUUGUCUUUGGAAUGGAAUAGGGCCAAUUCAUAAUAUAAACAGUACAAUGGACAAAUAUAAGCAUAAACAUAUUUUUUAGAAUAUUAUGCUGCCGCAUUUUGCGGAAGAAAUGGCUUUAAAAUGUAGUUAUCAACAAGACAACGACUAGAAACAUUCUGUUAUUUGUGUAAAACAGUGGUUAAUUGAUAACAGGAUUGGGGUUUUGAAGUGACUCGCACAGUCACCAGAACCAAUGGGAAAUUGUAGAUCGAAAAAUCAGACGUGAGAAUUGUAAAAACAAGGCCGUUUUAUACAUAUGUACAAGUAAAGGUAGCAUGGAAAAGCAUUUCCUGCAACACAUCAAAUAUAUUAAUUGAGUCCAUGCUUCGCCGAUAUGCAACUGUAUUGAAAAAUAAGGGAUACGCAACCACAUAUUGAAAGACAUAAAUUUUCCAAUCAUAAAACUAUUUCGUGCUUUAGUUUUAUCGCACCAGAUUUUUGGAGUUUUCCAUAUAUGGAAUUUUAUAUAUUUUUUAAUAAGUUAAUUUGUUUAAUUUUUACUAAUUCAAAAAGAAGAAUGAAUGAAAUAGUUAUACAAAUAAAAAUAAAAUCAUUUAUAACAUACUUUAUUUUCUUAAUUUAAAUACCGUCAAGGUAGAUUCCGUGUUUUAGUUUUGUCGCACACUGUAUAUUCUUAAUCUGGACCAUUUCCUCUAUACAGAUGGUAUACUAAAAUUUCCCCGUAAUUCGAUUUAAUACAUUUGUUUUGUAUUAAAUAGUUCAAAAAUCACUUUAAAUAUUUUUAACCUGUUGAAAUCCAAUUUAUUCAUACGUGUAAAUUUUAGAAUAGCAUCCCCCUAUGUCGGGGUUAAAAUGGGGUUCUAAAGAUAAAGGAGGGCCUCCAGAUCAAGAAAAUCCGUGUAUGUAAAGAAAAGUUAUUAAACGUACACCAUUUAUAACUCAACAACUGCUGAACCGUUUCGGCUAAAAAUUGGUGGGAAGGUAGCUUAGAACCAGGGUAAGGAUCUUUUAUCCCUUUAUGUUAAAAUUCAAUACAAUUCAUAAAUACAAAAAUUAUAUUCAAAAUCAUAAACACAAAGACUCACAUAGCCCCAGCAUAUUGAUAAAGUUCAAUAUUCUGCUGAGUGCUAGUUAGGCGGAUGGAGUCAUGUGUAGAAGUUCACGCAAGUGAGGAAAGUUCUCUGAUCGCCAUUCACUUGGGAGUGGCCAGAAACGAUUCCUUAACAUAUGACUCAAGCAGCUCACGACUUCUGGUCUUUGACCAAGUAUCCUCUGGGUAGCCUAAGAACAUCCGUUUGAAGGCGAGCUAAAGUGAAAAAGCGAAACAUCCCCUGCAUAGGGUUGUGCGCUGGGUUUGGGACCCGCCACGGCCUUUUAUGAGUGCUUGGAGCGCACUUAUGAGAGACGCCCCCUCCCCACGAUGUCAAAAUCGUGCUUGGCGACUUCAACGCCAGAGUGAGCAAAGAAGGCAUCUUUGGCACUACGGUCGGUAAAUUAAGCCUCCACGAGGAAACAUCCCCAAAUGGGUUGAGGCUGAUCGACUUCGCCAGGGCCCGAAAUAUGGUUAUCUGUAGUACUAGAUUCCAGCAUAAGAAUAUACAUCAAGCUACCUGGCUGUCUCCGGAUCGAAAAACCACCAACCAGAUCGAUCAUGUUGUGAUAGACGGAAGACACGUCUCCAGUGUUUUAGAUGUGCGUGCGCUCCGAGGUCCUAACAUCGACUCGGACCACUAUAUUGUUGCAGCCAAAAUUCGCACCCGCCUCUGUGCAGCAAAAAACGCACGCCAACAAACACAAGGAAGGUUCGACGUUGAGAAGCUGCAAUCACAACAGACAGCCGAACGAUUUUCUACUCGGCUUGCACUCCUGCUAUCUGAGAGCACUCGUCAACAACUCGGUAUAAGGGAACUGUGGGGCGGCAUUUCAAACUCCUUACGUACAGCUGCUACCGAAACCAUUGGUUUUCGGAAAGUGCAAAAGAACAGCUGGUACGACGAGGAGUACCGUGUCGCAGCGGAGAGAAAACAGGCUGCCUACCUCGCAACGUUACGAUCGACCACAACUCGUGCGGGAUGGGAUAGAUACCGAGAGUUGAAAGGGGAAGCGAGACGCAUUUGCAGACAGAAGAAGAAAGAGGCCGAAAUGCGUGAGUACAAACAGCUUGAUAAGCUGGCCGACAGGGGUAAUGCUCGAAAAUUCUACGAAAAAAUGCGGCGGCUUACAGAAGGUUUGAAGACCGGAGCAUACUCCUGUAGUACCCCCAAAGGUGAUCUAGCCACCGAUGCCCAGAGCAUACUUAGAUUAUGGAGGGAACACUUCUCCAACCUGCUGAAUGGCAGUGAGCACAUAACACCAGGAAAAGGCGAACCCGAUUCCUCAAUCGAUGACGAUGGAGCAGACGUUCCAUUACCCGGCCAUGAAGAAGUUCGAAUAGCAGUUGCUCGCCUGAAGAACAACAAAGCGGCAGGGGCCGACGGAUUGCCGGCCGAGCUAUUCAAACACGGCGGCGAAGAACUGAUAAGGAGCAUGCAUCAGCUUCUUUGCAAAAUAUGGUCGGAUGAAAGCAUGCCCAACGAUUGGAAUUUAAGUGUGCUAUGUCCAAUCUAUAAAAAAAGGAGACCCCACAAUCUGCGCCAACUACCUUGGGAUAAGCCUCCUCAACAUCGCGUACAAGGUUCUAUCGAGCGUAUUGUGUGAAAGAUUAAAGCCCACCGUCAACAAACUGAUUGGACCUUAUCAGUGUGGCUUUAGACCUGGUAAAUCAACAACUGACCAGAUAUUCACCAUGCGCCAAAUCUUGGAAAAGAUCCGUGAAAGGAGAAUCGACACUCACCACCUAUUCGUCGAUUUCAAAGCUGCUUUCGACAGCACGAAAAGGAGCUGCCUUUAUGCCGCGAUGUCUGAAUUUGGUAUCCCCGCAAAACUAAUACGGCUGUGUAAACUGACGUUGAGCAACACGAAAAGCUCCGUCAGGAUCGGGAAGGACCUCUCCGAGCCGUUCGAUACCAAACGAGGUUUCAGACAAGGCGACUCCCUAUCGUGCGACUUUUUCAAUCUGCUGCUGGAGAAAAUUAUUCGAGCUGCAGAACUUAAUCGAGCAGGUACAAUCUUUUAUAAGAGUGUGAGAUAUUGAUAUCAUCGGUCUCAACACCCGCGCCGUUAGUUCUGCUUUCUCCAGACUGAACAAGGAAGCAACGCAAAUGGGUCUGGCAGUGAACGAGGGCAAGACGAAAUAUCUCCUGUCAUCAAACAAACAGUCGUCGCACUCGCGACUUGGCUCCCACGUCACUGUUGACAGUCAUAAGGACCUGGCCUCGCUUGGAAUAUCCAAUUGGCGCCACGUAGCGAAGAGAAGAAACGACUGGCGCGCUGUUGUUGGCUCGGCUAUAAUCGCGUUAGCGGUGUCUACGCCAGUAAAGAAGAAGAAGUACUGUCAGUCACAUUUAUGUCAAAUUUCCUGUCAAAAUAUUCAUUAGCGUUUGAGAUACGUGUCGUUUUGUGAGCUGCUAAAAGUGAGUUUUUCGUUUUUUGCGAUGUUGAAAUUUGUCCAGCAAAGAAUUUGCAUUAAAUUUUGUUUACGGAAUCAAUUUUCUGCUGUGGAUACGUUGAGGAUGGUGCAGAAAGCCUUUGGUGAUGAGGCUAUGUCUAAAAUAAAUGUUUACAAGUUGUAUAGUGAGUUCCAAGCCGCCCGUGAACGUGUCGAAGACGAAGAGCGUCCAGGGCGACCAUCAACCUCAACCGACGAAGCUCACGUUCAACAAAUCAAAGAUUUGGUGUUGAAAAACCGUCAAUUAACAAUUAGAGACCUUGCUGAUGAAGUUGGCUUAUCGAAAGGCUCAGCCAAUACCAUUUUGGAGGAUGUUUUGGGCCUCAGGCGCGUCAAAUCUCGACUGGUGCCGAAAACAUUGAAUUUUUUGGAAAAAGGCGUCGCGUUGAAGUGUGUGAAACGAUGCUUUCCGACUACCAGGGUGUCAUGAAACGCAUUAUAACAGGCGAUGAGACUUGGAUCUAUGCUUACGAUCCCGAAACAACCGAUCAAUCGAGCGAAUAUCGUGCCAAAAGAAAGCCGAGACCAAAAAAAUCGCGCCAAAGUCAUUCAAAAAUCAAGGUCAUGUUGACUGUUUUCUUCGAUUAUCGUGCUGUUGUGCGUUAUGAAUUCCUUCCAUAAGGUCAAACAGUCAACAAGGAAUAUUAUUUGAACGUUAUGCGUCGUUUGCAUAACGCUAUCCGCCUAAAAAGACCGGAAUUGUGGAAAGACAAUUUUUGGUUUUUACACCACGAUAAUGCACCAUCCCAUACUGCCCUCGUAAUUCGUAAUCAUUUUGCCAAAAAAUCAACCCAUAUCGUUCCGCAACCACCGUAUUCACCUGAUCUGGCGCCGUGCGACUUCUGGCUGUUCACCAAGCUCAAAAGACCUCUCCGGGGACACCGUUUUUAUACGAUAGAGGAGAUUCAAGCCGCAGCGAAGACGGAACUGAGGGCCAUCUCGGAAAGUGACUACAACCAGUGUUUCGAAGAUUGGAAAAUCCGUUGGCAUAAGUGCAUUGCAUCGGGAGGGGAUUACUUUGAAGGGGAUGAAAUUGAUUUGGAAGAAUAAAUAAAGAAUUUUCAAAAUAAAUACGGUGACAUUGUAUUAUUUUUUGGCCAACGCACUUUAAUUUCACUGCUUGAACUUUUUCUGUUUUUGUUUUGCAAUAGUUGUCUUUCUUUGGGGCUCGAAGGAUCAAUAUUUAAAGUGGCUUUUCAUGUUUACAUUUCUGUGAAUGAUAUCAAAAAAUGUUAAAGCAAGAAGUCAGUCGUUGCUUCGGUGAUUUAAAAUGCACUAGUGCAGCUAUUUAAUACAAAUAUAUCUAGCUAUAUUAUAUGUAAGUAUGUACUUUCCCAUCUCGACUUGUAAUAAUUCAAACGUGUUUAGAGCAAUAUAAAGGAGCAUACUCAUUUUCAAUAUAACGGGAUAUGCUUGUUAUUUGGGUUAAUUAUAAGCUUUCCAACACAUUCAAAUUCUUUAAGUAAAUGCAAUAUGGCUAAGUUAGUAAGGAAGGGCUUAGUUUGAGCCGAUGAAACAUCUUCGGGUGUACACAAUACUUUAUAUUAAAAAAUGUUGCAAAUCAUGCAAAAAUAAUAUUAAAAUCAUUUUUAAAUAAGAUAUACAGUAGCGGACAAAAAAAAGAGUACACCUUAGAAAAUAAUAAAUCAAAUAAUCACGAUUUUAUUUAAAAAUGUGGACUUAUAUAAAAAAAAUUCAUGAAACUUGGUUUAUAUAAGUAUUCGAAACAAAAAUACAUAAAUAACUUAGUUCAAAAUAAACAUUUCCAUUUUUCAUUAGAAGCCGAAAUAAAAUAUUUUCGAUAUUUCAACUUCUGCUAUGAUACUUAUAAAAAAUGUUCCCAAAACUAAACGCGAUACAAUAAAAACUCAAUUUUUUUAAUUAGUAAUAAUAUUAGAGACAUCAAAAUGUCUUGACUUAAUAUAAUAUUUCGUGGCGCCCCCUUUGUUCUUUAUCACGGUUUUUAUUCGUUCGGGCAUGUGAUCAACUAACGACUGUAAAAUUUGUGCCGGUAUACCGUUAUACCAAAUGUCUUCAAUUAUUUGGUGAAGUUCUAACAAAGUUCUUGGUCUCUUUUUGGUUAUCCGCGCUUUCAUGAUGUGUCAAAGGUUUUCUAUGGGGUUUAUAUCAGGACUGUUCCCAGGCCAGUCCAGUGAUAAAACACCCAAUUCUGCUGAACAUUUUUUUAUCUGAAAAAAAUUAAAAUGUGUAUUACCCAUGUCGUUGUAAAAAUGAAAUAUUAUUAAGGUUAUGUAAUAUAAAAAAAUGUAACUUACUGAUUUGGCUCGAUGGCAUGGCGCAGAAUCAUCCUGAAAAAUUAUGUUGUCCAUAUAGGAAAAAUGCUCUUCAAUUGAAGGGACCAGGUUUUCCUGUCAAUCAAGGCCAAAUGUCCAACACCAUGAUAGGAAAAACUCAUUGCUGAAACGUUCACCAACUCUGCUGCGAACGUACGACACUCCGUCUGAACCGAAGAUGUUAAUUUUGGACUUAUCUGAAAAUAUGACUUUUCUCCAAUCUUCUUUUGUCCAGGUUUUGUGCAGUUUCGCCCAUUGGAGGCGUUUUUGUCGCAUUUUUACCGUCAAUAGCGGUUUUUAGGCAGGUCGACAGGCAGUAAGUCCGGCUUCUUGGAGGUGCCGUCAUACUGUUCACUUACUGAUUUCGGUUCCAUUUAAUUCCUGAAUUUCGCUUCUGAUGUCUUCAGCUGUUUUAAAUCUUUUUCUGAAUACUAAUCCGCUUAAUAUGGUGGUCAUCCUUGGUAGUAGUCUUCUUCGGGCGUUCGGAACCCGUUUUGCGUUUUAAAAACUUCGUCUUCGUAUAUUUCUGAAGGAAAGCACCGACAAUAAUUUUGCUAAAAUUUAUUUUACCACUAAUUUCACGUAUACUCAAGUUUUGCGAUCGCAAAGCCAAAAUUGUGGCUUUAUCAACUUCAGUCAGGUUUGGACUUUUUAAACAUUUCAUUUUAUUUGCAACCAUGUGUAUACUCAGGAAUAUAAAUAAAAGUGAUUUAUUGUAGCUGAAUAAUGAACUUGCUAAAAUAAAUACUUACUUGUAUAAUAAAGUUUGAUUUGUUAACACUACAUCGAUUUAAAGUCACUACAACUAAGUAUCCCGUGUUUUUUGUCCGCUACUGUAUGUCAUAUUAACACAACCUAAGAGGCUAAAUUUAAUAUAUUGAGUUGAUGGGAAUGACGUUGGCAGAGGAUCGGCAUUUACUAUUUUAAGAAUAUGAGGUUUAGAGCAAGGUCUUAACAAACUCCAUUCAUGUUCAGCACUAAACUAUUGCAUUAAAAUAUCUCACAUUUUGAUGAACCUAAGCAGUUUAAAGUCAGCUAGAAAUCAUUAUACAGAGUAUAUUCGGUGUGGGCUUUUUGCAUUAAACUUUGGCAUUGCUCAGGUACAGAAAGUAGAAAAUAGUUAUCAAAGUGAAAUAUAAAUCAGCGAAGUGAAUAAAAUUUUGAAAUUUAUACUUUUUAACAAACUUUUUUUUAUUAAGACCAUAUUUCAAAGUAUCUAAUUAAAGUAAUUUUUAAACAAAAAAGAAGUUCAUUGAUUUUAUAAAAGCAAACACAUAAAAUUGCAUAUAGAAAAAAAGUUUUAUUUUUUUAAAUGGAGGCGGUUUGGACAAAAAGUAUCAAAUUUGGCACUUUUUUCAACAGUUUUUCGUUAAAAAAAUUAAAGGUACGCCAAAGCGAAUGAUGUUAAAAAUGUUCUCUCCUAAUUGGAACUAGACAUCUUCAAAACUCCUUUGUGAGUGGAAACCCUAUAUUCCCCACUCUGUUUCUUUUCUACAAGAAACACAGUGUUACUAUCCGAUAAAGCAAUAAAAAAAAAUCUAUUCACGAAAAUUGGUAGUUGUCGGAACAGAAUUGAAACCGAUCAAAGAAAGUAGUUGGUGUCAUGAAUUCAGGGCCCGAAUCGCGGCAGUCGUGAGCGAGCAAGUAAUCGUAUCGAGUGAAAUUUCGUGUGCGACGAUCCGCACACUCGACACGAAACGAAUAGAAAUUUUAUGAAAUAACUUCCCUGGUGUAGCUGUAAAUGACAUUUUCGAAUACAUUCAAAUACGAAACAAAACAAGUAUUUGAAUUUGAAUUCAAUGCAAAUCUUAUAUAUAAAAAUGAAUCGCAAAAUGUGUUGGUAAGCGCAUAACUCAACAACGCUUAGAACAAUUUUGCCAAUUCUUUUUUUAAAAUGUUCUUUGAGGUUCAAGGAAGGUUUUUACGGCAAGAAAAAUUCGAAUAAUUGACGGAAAACCCUUAAAACCAGCCCUUUUCUUUUUCCCAUACAAACGAGUGAAUGUUUGUUUAUUAGUAACGCUGAGAGAACGACUGAACCAAUCUUGAUGAAAUUUUCAGAGAAUGUUCUGGGAGGAUCGGGGAAGGUAUAGAAAUAAAAAAACCUGUAUGCUUUUCGUGAGAAAGAGUCGGAAAAUUGGACAAUUCCAAAAAGUUAAUUUUUUCCAUACAAAUUUUUUUAAAUUUUUUUGUUUUGUUUUUCAAUUAUUUGAAUCGUUCAAAUUUGUCGUUUGCUUCAAAAAUUUUUGAAAAUUAUUCAGUGAAAUUGUUAUGUGUGUUGCAUACAAAGUGAUCAAUUACAGAUUGAAAUUUGCUACGAUGUCACGAAGAGGUCCCGCUAAUAUCGGUCGGCGUUCGUUUUGGCAUCAACAUACAUUAGUAGCCCAAGGCACAUGACCGAGUAUUCCCAGGAUGCGAUGACAUACGUGCGGUGUUAUGGAUCGCGGUCAAUUAGCAAGCGAUCGUCACGAUGUCACAGCAAGACUUUUAAAACAACAGCUUCGAUGGACUUUAUCUUGAAGCAACGUAUAUAUGGUGCUGUUAGAUGCUAGAUGUACUCUUUUGAGUGGCAAAAGAGAGGUUUGCCGCACGCAUACAUUCUUCUUUGGAUGGUGGAUGGUGGUUACACCAGAUCAUAUUGAUGAAACCAUUUCUGCGGAAAUUCGUGAUCCAGAGAAAGAUCCAGUAUUAUACGAAGUGGUAGAAACCAAUAUGGUUCAUGGACCUUGCAUCCACUACAAUCGCUUUUCGGUUUGUAUAUCUGAUAAUAAAUGCACGAAACACUAUCCAAGUGCUUUUCUCUCGGAAACACAAACUCAUCGGCAUCGUACACCAGAUAACAAUGCCAGAACAUUCAGCAUUCAAUUUAACCGUGCGAUUCUGUAACUUGAGACAGUCUCAAGUCUCUAAAUUUGAGAUUUUAAGUUAGAGACAAUUUUUGAGACUUGAGACGAUAUUGCUAUUCUGUAAGUGACAGUCACAAAAUCUAUUACAUUUCAUUAUUCAGUGAUGUUUUUACACUUGAAUGAUAAUAAAUAUGUCGAUAACAAAUAUUAAAUUUCCUAUAACAUAGUCAAAAAACAUAAUUAUCAAUAAAAAUAAAAAUAUAUGUUGACUUUGUUUCAUAAUAUUUACGAAAUUUAUGUAAAAUUGAUUUAUUUUUCAUCUUUUCGUGUUUGAGUUGCUUACAAAAUAUAAAGAAACGACAAUCGAUUAAUAUUUAUGAUGAUCUCUAUUCAGUAUAUUCAAAAUGGCAGACAAGAGCUCGUUUUAGUUUUGUGACCUGCUAACUACCAGGUCUCAAUGUUUUGAGACUAACGCUAGAGACUGUUUAGUGAAUAGUAACUAGUCUCAAAUUGAGACUUUGCCUCAAAAUGUCUCAAAUAGAGACUAGAGACUGGUUACAGAAUCCCGCUAUAAAAGAGUGUAUAUCGAAGCUGACAACACAUGGAUCGUACUAUAUUCCCAUUGUUGUUUAAUUCACAUUCAAAACUCAUAUCAAUGUUGAGUAUUGCAGUUUGGUUAAAUCUAUAUAAUGCGUUUGUAAGUACGUCACCAAUGGAAGCAAUACGAUACGGUCGAUACGUGAACCGCAAUAAAGCGCUUUGUAGAAUAUUUACUUUUGCAAUUCAUGAACGUUUUCCGACCGGCGAGAACAUUGCCCUAUUCGGAAAUACCUUGAUAUUAUUAUCUGGAAUGCAUCGUCGAAGAAAUAGUUGCGCAGAAAGCAAGGCCAACCAGUGGAUGGGCAUCCAGAUGUGUUAUCAACUAAUGCAUUAGGACGAAUUUACACAAUCUACCCGAAAAACGACGAUUGUUUCUACCUUCGGUUGCUAUCGAUUAAUGAACGCGGUUCAACUUCAUUUGAGUCAUUGCGUACUGUGAAUGUUACGGUGUCUGUGAGUUUUGGAGAAGUAUGCCAGGAAUUAAAAUUGCUGGUAAAUGUCAAUCACUGGAAUGCACAUGAAGUUCGCACACUUUUCGCGAUAAUCAUUUCGACGUAUCAGCCUUCAAAUCCGAACCUAUUAUGGGAUACGAACAAAAAUAACAUUGCCGAAGACAUUUUACAUCGUCUUCGCUAAAACUUGGAAAUGGGUCAAUUCCGGUUGAUACUUCCAGUGGUUUGAUAUCAAUUCCAUUCGCCGCUUAUCAAUUCACGAAAGAUGAACUCAUCACGAAUGUGUAUCCGAAUAUUGGCCAAAUUAUCGUAACUACGAUUCCUUAAGUGCACGCGCAAUGUUAGCUGCCAAAAAUACCGAUGUUUUGACUUAAACUGGAAGAUUCAAAGCCAAAUUCCGGGAGACUUGCGCUCAUACAAAUCGAUCGAUCGUUUUGACAAUGAAGGCGACGCCAUGAAUUAUCCUUUGGAAUUUCUAAAUUUUUUGGAGGCUUGGUAGUUUGCCACCGCAUCAUUUGCGUCUCAAAGCUGGAUCUGUCGUUAUUAUGUUCCGCAAUCUGCGCUAUCGAAUACAAGGGGACAGAAUGCUUGAUUCUAAUAAUUCCUUUGAGUUCUAACGAUUUGCCAUUUCAUUUCAAACGUAUUCCGUUUCCAGUGAAAAUCGGUCAGAUAUACGUUGCGUACUCACGAGUUGGAAAACCAAAAUAAAUAAAUAAAUUACAUUGAAAUAAAAAAAAAAUGAAAUGGUAAAUUUAACUUUCUUUUCAUUUCCAAAUACAUAAUUUCAAGCAGGACAACGGCUGCGGGGUCAGCUAGUAUUCAAUAUAUGUUUAUACAAUAUGUGUAAUAAAUUGUAUAUAAAUUUACUAAAUUUAGUUUUUGCAUUCAAUAAAAUGAACCCUAACGUGUUUUUAUACAAGUUCAUCUGAUUCAGAUGAAAAAUAUCACGAAAUGGCCAUACGAUUCAGGAUUCGUGAUAAAAGUAAUUCCAUGGAUUUACCUGAAGCAGCAUUCAGGAAGUGAUUUAGACUGACCAAAGACGCAUUUACUUUCAUCAUAUCGGAAAUAAAAAUUAACGGACAUUUAUCAACCGCAGUACCAUCAAUCAGCCGGUGGGCCGGUGGAAAAUUUUCACUAAAGAUAACAUAAGUCGGUAUAUUCCUGAAAAGGUGGCAAAGUUCGGCAAUGUAUGUGCAGUGUUGCAUACAGUUAAAAAAUUCAACAUAUUGAAAAUAUUUUGUAAAUGAAAACAAUAAUAUAGAAAUAGAUACGGGAAAUGAGACUCAAUUAACUAAAUUGGUCAUAAAAUUAGAGAUCAUAUUAGCCAGUAUUUUAUUAUCUAAAUGAAUUAAACGUUCCAACAACAUUUGAAUUCAUGUUUUGUUCUAAUAAAUAUAUUUUCAAUAAAAACAGGAACUUGGAAUUAACAUAUCGUA